AUGGGUAUGAUUGAAACAUUAAAAUGCUUGACUCUACUACUUUUGAAGGUGUGGGUGUCGUUGAUAUUCAGAAGUCUUCUGAAUGCUAAGAGUUUUAUUUCUUCAAAGAAUGAAAGUACGGUUCCAAAAGAUGAAGAUAUAUUGCGAAAGAACCAAAUUAUAAACGCAAAAGACAUAAUAGACAUAGCAGAAGCUAAUGGGUACAUUAUUAGAGAGCAUGUUAUUACAACUAAAGAUGGAUAUUUACUAGUGGUUCAUAAGCUAGAAAAAUCUGUGACUGAGAGCAAGGUCAGUGAAGAUAUAGUCUAUUUUCAUCAUGGCCUACUUACAAACUCUGAGUUGUUUCUUUUAGGGGACAAACAUGAGAAGAACCUACCUUUUCUUCUAUUAGAGAGGGGUUACGAGAUAUGGCUAGGAAAUAAUAGAGGAAAUAAAUAUUCAAGAAAGCAUUUGAACACAUCUGUGUCUGAUGAUAAAUUUUGGGACUUCUCAUUAGAUGAAUUUGCAUUUUACGAUAUUCCUGAUACUGUCAACUAUAUCCUAUCCAAUUAUUCUCCUGGAGCCAAGUUAACUUAUAUCGGGUUCUCCCAGGGAUGUUCUCAAUUAUUUGCAAGUUUAAGUUUGAACGCUAGUUUGAACACUAAAGUCAAUUUAUUCGUAGGUUUAUCUCCUGCCGUCGUUCCACGAGACUUGAAUCAUCCUGUGUUCAAAGUGCUAGUUAAGGAAACUGCAAGAAACACCAACUUUUUGUUUAGUAUAUUUGGCAAGAGGGCUUUACUCCCAUCUGUAUCAUUUUGGUCCUACAUCAUGGGACCUCAACUCUAUGAAAAGGUAGUAGAUACUUCCUUGUCUUUUCUUUUUGGCUGGACUGGAAAGAAUAUAUCAGCUUCUCAAAAGAGCGUUGGCUAUCCUCAUAUGUUUUCGAAUUCGUCGGUCAAAUCGUUGAUGCAUUGGUUUCAAAUAAUUCAUGCAAAGAGAUUCCAGAUGUUUGACGAAACUUCAAGUUGUGGAAAUUCAAACUUGUCAACUUUUUCAGAAUGUCUGAAAAGUAAAGCUCAUAAGGUUGCUCCAUUCCCAAUUUCACAUCAUUUAAACGUCCCGAUGAUUUUGUUUUACGGCGAUUCUGAUAUUCUAGUGGAUAUUGAAACUACAAAGCUGCUUUUAUUAAAUCAAAAUCAUAGAAUGAAAGACAUGCUUCUUGAAGUGGUAGAAUGUAAAGGAUACGAACACAUGGAUACCCUUUGGGCAGACGAUGUUUAUGAAAAAGUAUUUGAGAAGGUAGUUGAUACUCUAGAGAAAUCCAGACAAGGUAUGCCAAGUGCUUUAUCAUCUGCCCUGACCUUAAAAGAGCUCUAUUUUGAGAAAAAAGUUACCUAG
This is a messenger RNA of Priceomyces carsonii, 1377 nucleotides long. It is a transcript of the gene TGL99, whose product is annotated as Tgl99p. Bases 1 to 1377 code for a protein of 458 amino acids. NCBI's taxonomy places the organism in Eukaryota, Fungi, Ascomycota, Pichiomycetes, Serinales, Debaryomycetaceae. The transcript has a single exon. The record is from RefSeq and is a predicted model, not a curated record. Gene Ontology annotation, molecular function: hydrolase activity, acting on ester bonds. Gene Ontology annotation, biological process: lipid metabolic process.